AUGAAGAACUUACUUAAAUCAUUGUCAUUUAAUUUACCUAAGGGUAACUAUAAACUCUUUCAUAUUCAAUCACAGCCAUGUCAAUGUAAACAUUUGUUGAUUUAUCAUAAAAAAAAUGCUCAAAAGCCUGAAUUAACUGUAAAGAUCAAGCACUUCAUAAGCUUAAUAGAUGAUGAUGAUCUUGUUGUUAUGGGUAUUGAAGUUUACAUAUAUUUGACGAUAUUCGAUGACCAUCUAAAACAUAGUAUAUUUAUUUCAAAAGCAGAUACUACUGGAUUGUCAAUUCAGAAAUAUCAAAUAAACAAAUUGAUCGAUGAUAUCUUGCAAUAUUUGAUCCAAUAUGAUAUAAGAAAUUACUGUCAUAAAAUUAAAUUAAAGUCAAACGAAACUGUAAUUGGAUCGGGAAGCAACCCAACAAUUAACUCUUUGAAUCGGAUAAUUGGCAAGUUAAGAGAAGGCACAUCAUACUAUAAAUCAAUCCCUUAUUAUAACGAAAUAGUGAUUCCGUCUACAAGUACCAAUUUGGAAACAAUUUUACCUCCAGAACGUAUUCAGACGUCUAUAUCGUUAUUCACCAGAGCCUCCGAACAAUAUCUCUUCCCUAACUCGUCAAAAAAUGAAAGAAAACACGUAAUUGGCGGCGAUGACUUAUUGAAGUGGUGGAUAAGGCUAAUAAACCGAACGCUUUUAAGUCAAACAACAGAAGACAAUUGGAAUUGCAAAUUGCAUAUCCCUGGGUCAGAUAACGUUUCGAUAUCCAAAAACUUACCUGAUCGUUCUAAAAAUAAUGUUGCAUGGUCAAUCGGUAGCAUAUUCGAUAAAGAUGCAGAGAAAUUAGCAAUAAAUCAGAUUCCUUUAUUUCCUGAUGACCCUAAAGGUCGUUUCUUAGAGCAUUUAAUAGUCGAAAAUAGAUAUAAGGCUACCAGUUUGAAACAGUUUUGGCAAGAGUUAGGAUUUAGGCAAGAAUUUCGGUUAGGUAAUGUUGUUGGUAUUAUUGGCUGUGAAAGAGAAGAAUUGAGCAUAAAUCCAACUGAGACAUAUAAUAGUACGUGUGUCUUGUCUUUGGGUCAAUAUAAAAAGAUAUUGAAUAGCAUAAAAAGUUCUGACUUUAAUGAUGCAGCUGAUAUAAAGGAUUUGGUAUCGGUUAAGAUACCUGAUUUUAUGAAAGAGUUUGGUGCUACCAAUUACUAUAUUCCACUUGAAGGCUCAAAUGACGCGAUUCCUAGAGUAGGAACCAUGUCUACAGUUAAUGAUUUGAAUCUAAAUGUGAAGAGAAAAUCAGACGCAUUAAAGAAGGAAACGGUUAAUGACAUAUCUGGCUCUGUAAAGAGAUCUGUGAAGGACAUAUCUGGUUCUAUAAAACGGAAGCCUGUAAACGACAUAUCUGGUUCUAUAAAACGGAAGCCUGUAAACGACAUAUCUGCAUCUGUAAAAAGAAAGUCUGUGAACACAACCUCUGUGGAGAAGUCUACCAAUAAUGUGUCGAACAAUCAGAGGAACAUUUCAUCACAUUGUGAUUCAUCCCCUCAGACACACUCUCCUAAUGUCAAUGUUAUAAAUGGCUUGAUCAGAAAAAAACCAAAGAAAUAA
This is a messenger RNA of Debaryomyces fabryi, 1590 nucleotides long. It is a transcript of the gene RTT109, whose product is annotated as H3 histone acetyltransferase. Gene Ontology annotation, cellular component: nucleus. Gene Ontology annotation, biological process: DNA damage response. NCBI's taxonomy places the organism in Eukaryota, Fungi, Ascomycota, Pichiomycetes, Serinales, Debaryomycetaceae. The transcript has a single exon. Bases 1 to 1590 code for a protein of 529 amino acids. Gene Ontology annotation, molecular function: histone H3K56 acetyltransferase activity. The record is from RefSeq and is a predicted model, not a curated record.